UAUUAUUCAUUUCAGUUUUUGAUUGGAUUGCACAAGAUGUUGACUCUCAAGCUAGUUUUAGUGGCGCUGCUGCUGCAGCUGCUGGCAGGAGCCACGUCAUCUCACGACAUGGUCCGGGUGCUGCAGGGCGAGGACGAUCUGUUCGAGGAUCUGAGACUCUAUGUGGCAGCUCUGGAGCGCAAGGCGCGGACGACUCGCCUAGUCUUAGAGGAUGCCCUGGCCAGGCUGGAGGCGUCGCAGAUUGAUCCCACGGCCUAUGUCGAGAGUCCGUUGGUCGCUUUUUCCAUGGUGCGACGCAUGCACAUGGAUGCGGGCAAGAUAUUGAACUACCUGAAGCAAGAUGCGGGCGCAGAUCUACAACAUAUUGCGGACUAUCGUCUGGACAUCAUCACUGAGGCAGAUCUGGCGAAGGCUACGCAGGGCUUGCUCCGCCAACAACAGCUCCAGGGCCUGAGUGAGCGCGAUGUGGCUCGGGGUCUACUAGGCCCGAAGCAAUACAACGCCAGCCUGAGCACGCCCGACUGUCUGACCCUGGCGCAACACCUGCUCAAGAAGGGGGAGGACGAGCAGGCCAAGAAUUGGUUAGAGCUGGCACUGGAGCUCUAUGAAAGGACGCCGGAGCGCGUCUAUGAGCUGCUGAAUAUCGAUAGUGAAACCAUAUUACGUGACAUUGUCGACAUUCAUGCUUCCAGGGAGAAUUGGCUGGGCGUUCGGGCUGUUCUUCUACAGAUGCUUGAGCUCGCUCAGGACAAGCAGCGCAUCUUGAACUUGCUGCACUCUGUGGACUUUCAUCUCACGAACUUUGAGAUCUGUCGGGGUCAGAGGCAGCUGCCCGUAAGCGACUCGCUGCGCUGUCGCUAUAGUGCAGAGGGCUCGCCCUUUCUCCGACUCGCUCCACUCAAGCUCGAGCAGCUGAGCAUCGAUCCAUAUGUGGCGCUCUGUCAUAAUGCCAUCCAUGACAAUGAGCUGGAGUACAUCAUCGAGCAGAGCAGACCCUAUCUGAAGCGUGCCCUUGUUGAUCAAGGCGUCGUGCAUGAGAAGCGGGUCACUAUGGAUGCGGCAUUCGACCUAAAUGCCUCCACCCACGGACGAACUCUGCGCCAGCGCCUGGAGGAUAUGUCCGGCUUCGAUCUAAGCAACAGCGGUCAGCUGGCAGUGCUCAACUAUGGCAUCGGAGGUCACUACUCCAUGCACUUUGAUUGCUGGUUUAGCAGUGACAGCGCAGCCUAUGAGGCUUACAUCAGGAGUAAUCGCAUUGCUACCAUUUUGCUGUACCUGAACGAAGUGCAGAUGGGCGGCAUUACAUCCUUUCCCGCUCUGGGUCUGGGCGUGCAGCCAAUCAAGGGCUCGGCCCUGAUCUGGCAUAAUAUGAACCAUGAGAUUGAGUGCGACUACCGAACCCUGCACGCCGCCUGUCCCACUCUGCUGGGCAAUCGCUGGGUGGCCACCCAGUGGGUCGACGUAGACGGUCAGUGGCGCAGAAAGCGCUGCACGCGCAGCUCCCCGAAUUAAAGAGGGAAGAACGCAUCUGGCUUAGUUUUGCGAUAAUUUAUUCAAUAAUUUUCCAUUAAUUACAUUUAUGCACUAUUUUAUAGUA
Messenger RNA from Drosophila mojavensis, 1597 nucleotides. RefSeq names its product prolyl 4-hydroxylase subunit alpha-2. The coding region runs from base 37 to 1512 and encodes 491 amino acids. Lineage: Eukaryota; Metazoa; Arthropoda; Insecta; Diptera; Drosophilidae. Gene Ontology annotation, cellular component: endoplasmic reticulum. The record is from RefSeq and is a predicted model, not a curated record. Gene Ontology annotation, molecular function: protein binding; L-ascorbic acid binding; iron ion binding. Gene Ontology annotation, biological process: peptidyl-proline hydroxylation to 4-hydroxy-L-proline. The transcript has 8 exons.